Molecule: messenger RNA, 1095 nt
Organism: Nasonia vitripennis (jewel wasp)
Lineage: Eukaryota; Metazoa; Arthropoda; Insecta; Hymenoptera; Pteromalidae
Product: glutamate receptor 4-like
Exons: 7
Coding region: 1-1095 (364 amino acids)
Cellular component (GO): membrane
Molecular function (GO): glutamate-gated receptor activity
Source: RefSeq, a predicted model, not a curated record
AUGUUAGUUGUUUGUAAAUAUUUCGAUCAUAGACCCGUGACAAACGUUUACGAAUGGUAUUCCUUACAUCCUAACAAAACUAUAAUUGAUCAUUUUGCCAUUUGGAAAAAUGCUACAUUGAUAAUAUCGACCAAAUCCAAUUUAUGGGAACGAAGAAGAUCAUUCAAAAAUAUCACAUUAAAAGUCACAGCUGUGAAAAGUAAUGCAAGAUCAAACAAGAACAAACGAUUACACGGUUUGAUGGCUUCUUUAUUGAUAACAAUUGCAGAAGUAGCAAAUUUUAAAAUUGACAUUCAGGAACCUGAAGAUUUUUACGGGGUGCAAGACCUAACAACGAAAAAGUGGAACGGAGUUAUAGGUAAACUUGCAAAUAAGGAGACAGAUAUCGGAUUAGGAGAAUUCACUCCAACGAAGGAUCGACUUGAGGUCACAGAUUUUGGUGAUCCUGUUAUUACAUCGUCAUCAAAAUAUUACAUCAAAAAACCGGAUAAACAUAUUUUGCACUGGUCUAUGUAUUACAAGGCACUCGGACAGACAGUUGGUUAUGUCUUGAUAUCGAUUAUUCUAAUUCUACCUCCAAUUAUCAGCUAUGUAGAAUUACGUCGAAGAAAUAUGCACGAUUCGAGGAAAAUAUCUAAUUCUUAUUUAAAAAUCAUUAUAGAUUGUUAUUUUGACGUUUUUGGAAUAUUCUGUAAAAUGCCUCUGAACAAUUCUUCAUCACUGUUAAGAAUUCUCACGAGUUAUUUGGCGGUUUUCAUACCUUAUUUACCAUUUAACACAAUGGAAGAAUUCCUGAAUGAUGGGCGCUAUAAACUAGCAAUAAUUAAAAAUACGAACUAUUUGGAAUUGCUUAGAGAUAUGGAUGAAAAAGCUAGUGGCAUAUUACUGGAUGAAAAUGAUCUACCAACUUACAUUUCUCAAGGCAUUGAAAUGGUUUGUGCAGGAAAAAUUGUUCUAUUUAUGGACCACUACAGCGUUACUAAUAAUCAAACAAAUCCCCCUUGCGAAUUGAUGGCUUUCGCACAAAGUUCGCAAGUGAGCAUGGCACUUGCUUUUACGAAAAAUAGCCCCUACGUCGAUUACUUUAACUAUUAG